AUGGUCAGUUCCUGUUGUGGCUCCACCUGCUGUGGCCAGAGUUGUGGCUCUGGUUGCUGUGCCCCCUGUUGCUGUCGGACUGCCUGCUGCUUCCGGCCAGCCUGCUACCAGUGCGUCUAUUGUAGGACCAACUGUUACAAGCCCACCUGCAUUGUGUCCACCUGUUGCCGCCCCACCUGCUGCCAACCUUGCUGCCAGCCCUGCUGCCCCUCCAGCUGUUGUGGGUCCAGCUGCUGCCAGCCCUGCUGCCGCCCCAGCUGCUGUGUGUCCAGCUGCUGCCAGCCCUGCUGCCCCUCCAGCUGCUGUGGGUCCAGCUGCUGCCAGCCCUGCUGCCCCUCCAGCUGCUGUGGGUCCAGCUGCUGCCAGCCCUGCUGCCGCCCCAGCUGCUGUGUGUCCAGCUGCUGCCAGCCCUGCUGCCGCCCCAGCUGCUGUAUUUCUAGCUGCUGCCAGCCCUGCUGCCGCCCCAGCUGCUGUAUUUCUAGCUGCUGCCAGCCUUGCUGCCGCCCCACCUGCUGCAGAACCACCUGCUGCCGCCCAACCUGCUGUGGCUCCUCCUGCUGCUGA
This is a messenger RNA of Dromiciops gliroides (monito del monte), 564 nucleotides long. RefSeq names its product keratin-associated protein 4-12-like. Lineage: Eukaryota; Metazoa; Chordata; Mammalia; Microbiotheria; Microbiotheriidae. The transcript has a single exon. The coding region runs from base 1 to 564 and encodes 187 amino acids. The record is from RefSeq and is a predicted model, not a curated record. Gene Ontology annotation, cellular component: keratin filament.